UGGCAACUUUGACUAUGCGCUGGAUACAGCAGCCAGUAUGGCGGACAGCGAGAGUGAUUUGGAAACAGACGGGCUUGAAUUAGCCCUGGAAACGUUGUGCAAAAGACACUGUAGCGACGAAUCGUCUCUGAAAAGCAAAGAGUAUUGUGCUGAGUUCUGUGAGUUGGUUGAGGAGUACACAGGGCAAUGGCAGGUUCCUCUCCCACAGCUGAAGGUGCUACGAACAGCACUUUGCAGUUUCACCAAAGCCACUGCUGCCUUCCCUGAUGACUGUCAGCACAUUCAUUAUGUUCUCAGCAGUCUAGCCUUGAGCUUCUUUGAGCUGAUGCUGUUUUUCAGCAAAGAAGAAUUUGGGGAAAAGCCUUUGAAAGAAAUCCUUGAUUGCUUUCAGGAAUGUCAUUCUCACCUCCUGAGGCACAGAAACAUCUACCUUCAGCAUGUGAAGCAAAUCAUCAAAACAGGAGGCCCAUGGGAAAAUCCAGUGCUGCAAGGAAUCCUGAAGGAGGCAGACUUACCAUCAGCAGAGGUGGAACAGUACUUGAGCUCAGAGUUGCCAGUGUUCUUAGAGCUGCGGAUUCGCUACUUGCAGGCCUGCGAACGUGUGCGGGAGGCAAUGACGCUCUCUAAAAGCUGCCUAGAAAAUCGAGAAGCCGGAAACCAUCUGUUCUUCCAUCAGGCCUACCUUACCUGCCUCUACAAAGCCUCACUGCAUGAACACCUUCUGAAGGAGAUGGCAGAAAUUGAUGGUCGAGAUGCCGUGGAGAUCAUCUGCAACACAGAAAGUGUUGAAAAAGAUGAGCUUCUGUUGACGUUGUGUAAAGCCUUCCUGACCCAGCAGCUCCACAACGGAGACAUGUACUACAUCUGGGACUUGGUGUUUAUCUGGAGCAGGUUACAUCUUAGGGCCCAUCCUUCCAGACAAGGCUUCCUGGAUGAGUGCCUGCAGCUUGCCUCCUCUGCAACAAAUGUCAGAGCCAUCUUCCCCUUUAUAAAACUGGUCACUACAGAGCUCGGUGGUGAGGGCGUCCAGGUGUGUGUGGAACUUUGUGCCAGGGCCCUACAGCUGUGUGACUUGCAGGCUGACAGUGUGACCCGGUCACUGGUCUGCAAGACCAUCGCCUUCCUUCUCCCCCACGACCUUGAGGUCUGUCGAGCGUGUGCCCUGCUCGUCUUCUGCCAGGAGCGAAGCCUGGAGGCGUACAGAACCGUCUGUCUGCUUUACAUGCAUCCUGACCAGGAUCAGCAUCCUCACAGUAACCCUGUUCGCACUAAUGUCCGCUUCCACAUCUUACAGAAACUUAAGGAACGCCUGUGUUUUGACCCUGAGUUUUGGAACCUCCUGACUUUAAGGACCCAUUGCUUGGAGUUGAUGAGUGACAAGGGCGUGAAAGCUGCUGUUCUCAGUGAGAUACAGGAGGAAGCAGAGAAGGAAUACAGUGAAGAGCUGUCGAGGAAUAACUAUGUAAAUGAUCCAUAUGCUCAUGCUUUGAAUCCAUGCCAAUGCAGCGACACAGUACAAACACUAGAGGAGCAGAGCGUGGAUGGACAGACGGCCAAGCCUCUUGGCCCGUCAAAUAACGUACUGAAAAGGAGACAAUGGAGGAAAAAGCAACGGAGAAGAAGGGAAUCCCUGUCUGAUGAAGAGGUGGAUUUCGGCGAUGAUCCGGAAAUUAAGUACAAUUUCAAAUCCCCCUCUUUGGUUAGUGAGCCCGUGUAUUCACUAAGACGCAAUCACAGUAACAUGGAAAACUCUGCCCCUGGAAAAAUCCCCCUAAGUCGCAAGAGAGAAUACUUGUCAAGAUGUGUGAAGAGCCAGAUUUUGAAAAGGAAGGGUCGGAAGAAGAGGUGGUUACAGGGUCUUCCUAGAUUUGAACCAGUUCAGUCAGUGAAAGAGAAAAAGGUCAAAGUUAGAGGCAAGAAGCGAGGGCGGAAGCCUUUAUCAAAACUUGAACUCUCUUACCCUGACAACGUUGUAUACCUCGCAGAAGAGUCUGACGCCGAAGACAAAGAGAAAGCCAUGCCUUAUCUAGAGAAAGAACCUGGGCCACAGAGUGAACUGGAACUGACUGAGCCCGAGCAGACGGGUGACGUAGAGAAGAAAAAACUCACUGACCUGGUCUGUGGUAUCAGUCCUGAUGAGAAAACUCAACUUGUUGUCCCUGCCGUUGAGGGGAAUCCUGAGCUUGAUGGUUCACCUCUAGCGUUAUUGGAUUGUCCGGUAGAGCAGUUUCACAAUUACUCUCUGAACUCCAGACCUCUGGACAGUGGGACACCACAUCUUCCAGAUUCCUUAACACCAGAUGAAUUUAAUGGAAUCUCAGAAAAAGAGGCUCUGGAAUUAGUGGAGGAUAAAGUGAAGAGAACGUGGCGAGAAAAAGUACUAAGAACACAACAAUAUGCACACCUGAUGUACCACUGCAAGUUCUGCCGCAAAGAUUAUAAAGGCUUGAAUGUCAUGAGGCACGCGCUGUCACACCUGAAGAAGAAGAAACUGAGGUGCAUCAUCUGUGGAAAACGCUUCCGACAGCUUCCCUUUGCCAAAAAGCAUGUCAUGGACCACAUCGACGAAAUGUACAAACGGAAACCCAGUAAGAAGCCGUGCGUUGAGAACACUCCAGCAGCUAAUGGAAGGUUAAAUGACGUGGAAAAUCAGCCUUCCGCUCCCAAAGAAGAAACGCCUCAACCAACCCCCAAAAUCAUCCCAAAAAGCAAACGGCCGAGCCUGUCGAGGGAAGACCGAAUCAUCAGAAACCUCCGCACUCUCAUCAAAAAGACAUCUGUGCUUCAUAAAAAGUGCAAGAAGCCGGACUCCAAUAUAUUCAAGCAGCUGGACUUUAAGGACGACCAGGUAGUCAUUAAAGACGGCCUGGUGAUUGUAAAAGAGCCAACAGUGCCGCAGGACGGAGGAGGGGGGUCGGAGAAUCCCGCAGGACAGAACGGUUUCGGUGUGGACAUCACAUAUCACCUGUGCCCCUCGGAGUCCUGUGAUCGGGUGUUCUUGAAGAUCAGCACCACUUUGACCAAGCACGCCAUCAGAUGCCACAUUAAUGAAGAUAAGGUGCUGGAGAAGACGUUUGUCUGGGCCAAACACAAGUGCACCCUUUGCCUCAGGCAGAUCCAGUUUUUCCAACAUUACAAAGACCACAUGAAGCUCCACAUGACACAUCCUCAGUACUUCUGCUACCACGUUGACUGUAACCAGCGCUUUGCGGCACUACAAGAAUUAAAGGACCACGUGAAGACCCACGAGCCCUUCAGACCCCAGUGUCCCUUCACAGCCUGCGAAAAGCUCUUCUCAAGCGUCCAAGGCCUCCAAGACCACGAGUGGAGACACUACGUUCCCACGCCGCAGAAAGAGGAGCUAGAGUUGGGCCUGAACAGGCAGAAGAAGCAAAACGCAGAAGCUCCGUGGAAGCAGAGGGUGAAGGUUGAAGAGCUGUGGCUGCAGAGUAAGAAGGGUCCGAGGGACGGUGUCAACUGCGAAGACGAUGAAACCUCCUGUUACGACAAUAUCAACAUAGUGAUCAAAGCUGAAGAUCCGAGCACAACUGGAGGUCAGACAAAAACUGAAGAUCAGGAGUGUGAUGGGAACGUUACAGACAGAAGUCAAGGAUCUGUGUCCAACUCUGAUCCCAGUUCAGAGAAAACACUGACUCACGAAGUGGACAAAACAAACAUUAAUGGCUUCGAGGAUGGAAUCAGAAACCAAGUGUCACAUUUGAGUAUAAAACAGGAGCCUCACAGUCCACCCGCUUUAGGUAAGAAGCCCAAGAAAAAAUUGCCCAUGGAGAGGGACCCGUUGGAUGUCAAAGACAUGGACGACUCGUCUACUUUAGCCGAGGGAUUCCGGAAGAAGCUGGAAGAGCCACUCAUCGCCGAGCACAAAACCUUCAAACCUGAGGACCCCUCCUACGCCACCUUCGUCAAAGCCCCCUUCAUCCGACCGCCGCCCUCCACCUACCUGGACGAGUCUGUGCUUUCAAUGCGUAAGAGGAGGACCACCGAAGAGGUGCCUCAGAAGAAAAACAUUUACUGGGUUCAUAAGAAAAAGAAGGACCCUGUUUCGGAGACGGAGCAGAAGGAGGCUGAAGUGGUGCCAGAGCAGAAGAUCAGGCAUCGCUGUGAAAAAUGCCUGUCGUCUUUUAGCACCGCGGACGAAUUAAAGAAACACCAAGCCCUUAACACCUGCUCUGCUCUGUUUGGCUUCGACUCAGACGAUGACAAUUAGUUGCGAUUGAAGAGGAGCUGAAGCGGCAUAGGACUCGCCAUCAAGAUAUAGGAACACUGGACGUCUUUCUUGAUUCUUAUACAGCUCUUCUUUACUCAUAAGUAUCAGAUUGUAAACGAAGCAGAAAGGCAAGGAAAACUGAGGAUUUUUUUUUUUCCUUUAAAGCAAUAAUUUUUACUACUUUUAUCACGUUUCAUUUGCUUUGCUUUGAAAAUAUAAGUUUGCUAGUUGUG
Sphaeramia orbicularis (orbiculate cardinalfish) is the source of this 4461-nucleotide messenger RNA. RefSeq names its product zinc finger protein 292-like. Gene Ontology annotation, molecular function: DNA binding; DNA-binding transcription factor activity, RNA polymerase II-specific. NCBI's taxonomy places the organism in Eukaryota, Metazoa, Chordata, Actinopteri, Kurtiformes, Apogonidae. Bases 38 to 4228 code for a protein of 1396 amino acids. The transcript is spliced from 12 exons. The record is from RefSeq and is a predicted model, not a curated record. Gene Ontology annotation, cellular component: nucleus. Gene Ontology annotation, biological process: regulation of transcription by RNA polymerase II.